ACAAGGAUUCAACAAUAAGAACAAUGUAUGAAAUCCACUAUAAGCCGCAUUUAUCAAAAUCGAAGAAUGAAGCUAUCAUCUCUAUGACUAAAAAGGAAGUGCAAUCUCAAAUGUCAGCAAGAAUGUUGUCUUUAAAUUUCAAAGACGUCAUCCCAAAAGAGUUUGGAGAAGCGCCAAGAAUCAUUCCAUGUUAUAUGAUACAAGACAACAAUAGUCAUCAUGUGUACGUGUUAGAAGAAAAAUUAAAAGGAAAAUUUGUUAAGUACAUGAAUAAUGACGGAAGAGUAUACAAAGAUUUAAUUGAGACAGAGCAUGGCAAAAAAAUAUCAGCUUUUUGCCAUUUUGUAUAUCAUAAGUACAACCGUAAAUUGAUGGUGGCUGAUCUGCAAGGCGUUGGUCUCUCACUGACUGACAUUUCAAUGGCAACUUGGGAAGUUGGUGAUUUGGAAACACAAGAACUGUACUUUGGAUGUGACAACAUGUCACAACAAGCUUUAAACAAUUUUUGCCAGGAGCAUACCUGCAACAGCUAUUGCAGACUCUUGAAACUGAAAGACAUGGAGCCACUUGUGGAUCUUAUUGAUGAGCAAUUAAAAGGUGAAGGUUUGGACUGUGAGUCAAACAUUAUU
Messenger RNA from Saccoglossus kowalevskii, 629 nucleotides. RefSeq names its product transient receptor potential cation channel subfamily M member 7-like. Gene Ontology annotation, biological process: response to differentiation-inducing factor 1; protein phosphorylation; myosin II filament disassembly. Gene Ontology annotation, molecular function: ATP binding; protein serine/threonine kinase activity. The record is from RefSeq and is a predicted model, not a curated record. NCBI's taxonomy places the organism in Eukaryota, Metazoa, Hemichordata, Enteropneusta, Harrimaniidae.